AUGCCGCGUGGGACGGAAUUUUCAAGUGAAGAGUGCGGAAAGAUUAUUGAAAUGAGUCUUGCUGGGAUGAAAAGUGGCGAAAUAUCUGCUGCUGGUUAUAGACACCUGAAUACUAUAAUAAACUUUUUAAAAAAUCUCGAAAACUAUGGUGUUAUAAGCGAGACGGCCGCUUACCAACUAUUAACAACCGAACAAAACGAUGGUCCAGAUGGUCAACAUAAAUAUUGGAGAGAUAUUCGUCAUCCACGUCAGAAUUGCAAGAAACGCAACCAUGGUGGUGGUUCACUAAUGGUGUGGGCUGCCUUUAGCUGGAAGGAAAAGUCUAAUAUAUGCUUCGCACUAUCAAAAAUGAAUUCCGAAAUAUACAUAAAUCUGUUGGAUAGCGAACUGAUAAAUUUCGCUGAAAAUAUUCAUGGAGAUAAUUGGACUUUCCAACAGGAUAAUGCUCCAAUACAUGAAGUUGGCAGUAUUAUUGGCAAGAAGGGUGAGAUCGUAAACAGAUUUCGUGAAGAGUCGGGUGCCAAAAUUAAUAUUUCUGAUGGCUCCUGUCCUGAACGUAUUGUAACGGUGUCCGGAACAACCAGUGCGAUCUUUUCAGCAUUUACCCUCAUUACAAAGAAAUUUGAGGAGUGGUGUUCACAAUUUAAUGAUGUAGGCAAAGGUGGAAAAACUCAAAUUCCAAUUCGUUUAAUUGUACCCGCCAGUCAAUGUGGAUCAUUAAUUGGCAAGAGUGGUUCAAAAAUUAAAGAAAUACGCCAGACAACAAACUGUUCUAUACAAGUUGCCAGCGAAAUGUUGCCAAACUCAACAGAGCGUGCCGUCACUUUAAGUGGCACUGCUGAGCAAAUAACCCAAUGUAUCUAUCAGAUCUGUCUUGUUAUGUUGGAGUCUCCACCAAGAGGUGCCACUAUACCAUACAGACCAAAACCGCAAGUAACUGGACCAGUCAUUUUAGCUAAUGGGCAAGCAUAUACCAUCCAAGGCAACUAUGCUGUACCCGCACAAGAGACCUGUCCAGUAUUUCCACUUGCUUUGGCUACCGGUGGUCUUCAUGCUGGUAUAUCAGGUUUGACGGAUCCUUUGUUAAAGGGGGCACAUUUGCCAGGAGCUGUACCAGCACACCAUCACCUUCAGCAAAUACCCGAUGUGGCUAAAAAUCCAUUGGCAAGCUUAGCUGCUUUAGGUUUGGCUGGCAUGACACCAGCUAAUACCGGUGGGCUGAAUCCAACAGUAGCUCUUGCAGCUUUGGCUGGAUCGCAGCUGCGCACCGCCAACACAAAUCGUGCACAGCAACAGCAACACGAGAUGACCGUUUCAAAUGAUUUGAUUGGAUGCAUUAUUGGCAAAGGCGGCACUAAGAUCGCAGAAAUCCGUCAAAUUUCUGGAGCAAUGAUUCGCAUUUCGAACUGUGAAGAACGUGAAGGUGGAAACACCGAUCGUACUAUCACCAUAAGCGGCAAUCCGGAUUCGGUAGCUUUGGCGCAAUACUUAAUCAACAUGAGCGUUGAACUGCAGAAGGCCAAUCUGCAAGAGGCGAAUGGCACAACCAAUAUUACCACUGGAGCGCAAAAUUCCAACAGCACCAACAACAACAGUACCAGCAAUGGCAACAACAUUAAUAGUAAUACAACAGCUUUAGGCAAUAAUAUCAAUAACACAAACAACAUUAACACGAACAACACAAAUUCUAAUGGAAGUAAUUCCACACUGUCAGCAACAUCCAACUCAACAAACAACACAUCCAACAAUAGCAACAAUUCUCUAAACUCUAACAAUACGGCAACGCUGACCAAUCCCUUAGCAGCCGCUGCUAGCUCGCUAGCCACAGCCAUACCAUUGGCGCAAUUGCUAGCGAAACCAGGCGCCAUAAACGCACUCACAUCGCUUAGUGCACUAGGUGGUCUUACCGAUUUACUUGGUGGGCUUGCAUCACUUGGGGGCCCGCCAAUACAAACAACUGGUGUACAUCGCACCAAACCUUUUAUAUCUUCACGCUUUCGUAGCCAUCAUAAUUCAGAUGGAAAUACCGAAAAUGAAAAAUCACGAAAUAAAUUCAAUCCAUAUUAAGUGACCAUGUCUGAAUGAUAUUGUCAAUAAGCCUAAAGUUACGAUGGCAUUGACAAUGGGUCUAAGUAUUUUCAAUAUUAAAUAGUUUUAAAAAUUAUUUUUAAAUUAUAUCUGAGUUUUAAGUUUGUCCAUUAUAUCGAUGAUGUGCUCGCUAGAAAUCUGUGAAAUUUGCAGAAAUCGAUAUAUAUAUAUGGAAGUCCAUAUUUUGGAAAAGGGAUAAAAAGUGAAAUAUCAGUAUUUUCAAAAGAAUUGUAACAUAUUAUUCCUUAAACCAAAUUCUUUAUUUUAUAUUUAAGCAAUUAUUGCCAUAUUUAAGCAGUUUCUCGGUUGCUUGAGUUUUAUCAAAUUUUCAAAUUUGGAUUAAAUUUUUGAUUUAACAAAUAUUGUUUAGGACCAAAAUGUAUUUUUUCGAAUUAUUGCUUCUAAUCAACACAUUAUGAACUUAACGUUCAGAAUAAUUUAUUUUUUAUUGUAAUUGUAAUUUCAUAGAAAUUUAUUAGUUUACCUUAAGCAUAUCAAAGCAAUUUGAAAAUCAUGCUCAUAACAGUAGAGGUAGAUAUAGAUCCGUUCAGGAAUAGACUUUAUGUAUUAGAACUGUAGAUUGAUGAGAAUUCAAAAUCUAUUGCAGAUAUUGUGUAAGCAAUAAUAUUUUUAUAUAAUACUUCAUCACCAAUAUACGAGUAUCUUCUAUUACAGUAUAUCUGAAUAAUGUAAGGUAAUGGUUCCAUGGAACAAUAUUUUUAUUUUGACUCACACACAGUAGACCUUCGAAAUUUGAUUUUUUACUCAAUAAAAGUACACAAUAAAAUUGAUACAAAACUCAUUUGACCGUUUGUCAUAUUAAAAUUUAUAAAUUUGUUUAUUAUUAGUCAACAUAUUGACAUUAUUAUAAGCAUUUUCUUACAAUGGAACUGUAAGUGGUAAAUGAGACUCCCAAGCCCAAGUGGAUAGAAUCACAGAUGUUCACAUCUAAAGCCUAAAGUAUAAAAGUAAAACACAAAACUAUUUAUGUUUAAAAAAAAGAUUAGUAUUUAAUCUUUAUUUCCAAGUUCUGCUAGUAUUCUCUGAUAGUAGUAUUAAAUAUCAAAAAAAUUACUACUUUAAGAUCUAUAAAUCAAUUCUAAAAAUAGUCAAAAAAAAACAACUCAGUUUCGUUAUAACCGAAGUUAGCUUUAGUAGAGAGUUUCUCUAACAUAUAGUCCUUGGUGUUCCUUCCUUCCAUAACAUUAUUUUCGCUUACAUAAAGUAAUUAUAUUUUGAAAGUAAACACUUUAUGUU
Molecule: messenger RNA, 3345 nt
Organism: Teleopsis dalmanni
Lineage: Eukaryota; Metazoa; Arthropoda; Insecta; Diptera; Diopsidae
Gene: mub
Exons: 11
Coding region: 1-2067 (688 amino acids)
Biological process (GO): regulation of RNA metabolic process; regulation of gene expression
Cellular component (GO): cytoplasm; nucleus
Molecular function (GO): mRNA binding
Source: RefSeq, a predicted model, not a curated record